Bursaphelenchus xylophilus (pine wood nematode) is the source of this 204-nucleotide messenger RNA. Lineage: Eukaryota; Metazoa; Nematoda; Chromadorea; Rhabditida; Aphelenchoididae. The record is from the annotation of a GenBank genome assembly.
AUGAAGCUGAGCAUUUUCUCUCUUUGUUUCCUCCUCGUUCUUCUUGCCUGUACCUUCGUCUCCACCGAGGCCUUGCGUGGAGGCUUUGGCCGACGUGGAUAUGGCCGGCCAGGCUUCGCCUACCGAGGCUGGAGGGGAGGACGCUGGGGAUAUGGCCGGGGAUUCGGCUAUGGAAGAGGAUUUAGAUAUCCAUUCUACGGAUGA